Molecule: messenger RNA, 2472 nt
Organism: Eurytemora carolleeae
Lineage: Eukaryota; Metazoa; Arthropoda; Copepoda; Calanoida; Temoridae
Product: irregular chiasm C-roughest protein
Exons: 4
Coding region: 26-2113 (695 amino acids)
Biological process (GO): cell-cell adhesion
Cellular component (GO): cell-cell junction
Molecular function (GO): cell adhesion molecule binding
Source: RefSeq, a predicted model, not a curated record
UGCAGUGUACAGUGUACAGUGUACAAUGAUUAUAAUGCAGUACCGUGAUAAACUAUUCCUGCUCCUUGUACAGGUUCAACUUCUCAAUGGUGUCCAGAGAUUCAUCACAGAACCCUCCGAUGCAACAGCUUUCAUUGGAGAUACAAAAAUCUUAGUUUGCAAGGUGGAAGAUCGACAGGGUGAAGUACAAUGGACAAAGGAUGGUUUUGGGUUGGACGUUACCAGAGAUCUCUCCGGAUAUCCAAGAUACAAGAUGAUUGGCGCAGAUUCAGCAGGAGAAUACAGCUUGGAGAUUAGUAAUAUCCAGAUUGAUGAUGAUGCUAUAUAUGAAUGCCAGAUCCUUGCAACAAAUGUUCUUCCUUCCAUGAGAUCAAAAUCAGCUACAAUAAAUGUUCUAGUGCCUCCAAACCCCCCAUUGAUUUUGAAUGGAAAUGCUCUGAACACAACUGAGGAUACAGAAAUCAGCCUUGAAUGUUAUUCAUCAGGAGGACGGCCAGAAGUUAAAAUCAGAUGGUUGAAUCAGGACAAUACUACAGUUGAGAACUCUAAUAUAACAGAUGGCAGUCAGACACUGCCAGAUGGGAAAAGGAUGACUGUAACUUCUGUUAUCAGGUUCAAUGUGACAAAGGCUAAUGACAAUUCAGAUAUAAUAUGUGAAACUUCUAGUGAUGCGUUAGAUACACCAUUAAGAGCAUCAAUUACUUUAAACAUCAAGUAUGCCCCUGUGGUGACGGUAACAGUAGAACCUGCAGAAAUAUUUGAGGGGGAUAAAGUGACUUUUACCUGUGCUGCCACUAGUAACCCAGCAGUGAAAUCUUAUCUUUGGUUUAGUAAUAAUGUUCCUCUAAUUGGAAGUCAAACUGAGAAAUAUGAAAUAGAAAGCAUUGGAAGGGCCGAGCACAAUGUUGAAGUAAAGUGCCAAGUGAGAAAUCUAGAAGGUAAAGUUGGAGAUGCUUCAGUAAAGCCAAAAGUUAACUACAAACCAAUAUUUACCCAGACUCCGUCUGAUGUUUCAGAUGAUAAGGGGGUAAAGGUCACAUUGAAAUGUAAGGCUGAUGGCUUUCCAAAGCCAACUUAUAUCUGGUAUAGAAAUGGAAAUGUGAAUCAUGUUGUUGGAGAUAAACAAUCUCUAGAUAUAACAAUUGAUGAAAGUUCCAUUGGUAAAUAUUACUGCAGAGUUUCAGUCACAGGAUUUGAAGAAAUCUCAACGUCUGCAAUAAUCUACAUGAAAGGACCCCCUAACAUCUUGAAUAAAGAAUCCCAAGCUUCUCAGAUAGGCAAAGAGGGUGAUACUGCUCAACUGGUUUGUGAUUCAUUUGCCAUACCAUCUCCAACGAAAGUAAGCUGGUAUGUGGAUGGCAAAGCUGUUGAUGGAGCAUCAGCAAAAUAUGGUGUUGAUCAAACUGCUAAAGCAGAUGGGGUAGUAAGUACAUUAUCAGUAAAAAAAAGCACCCAUGAUGAUUUCACAGAAUACAAGUGUGACAUUGAAAACUCCUAUGGGACAGAUUCUGCAACAUUCACAUUGGUAAAAGAGGUGGUUCCUUCAAUUAUUCUUCCUGUAAUUGUAGGAACUCUUCUUGGAGCUGUCCUCCUUAUGUCAGCAUCUCUAACAGUUUUAUACAUCAUCAGAUGGAGGAGGGAGAAGGAUGAGCAGAGCAUUGAUACAGAUUCAACAUCUGACCUGGGAUCAGAAAUGAGUGAUGCCAGUAGAUAUACUAUUGAUAGCACUGAAUCCCAAACUCUUUCGGAACCUUACAGUGCAGGACCUUUUAGUUCAGGGAUGUCUAGUGAAUCCUACCACCCAAGGGUCCCUCAGCCCAAAAAACCAGUUAGAGGUGUUAUUUCUCCUGGGCCCUACUACAGAGACAUGAUUUCUCCAUCCUUGCCAUCUCCUCCACCAUUCCUAUCACCCCCCAUAGCCCCACCACCUCCACCAAGAAGAGCAAUAUCUCCUCUGCCAAAAUCCCGAACAGGAAUAUCAGGAAGAACCAUGUCUAAUACAUAUCUUCAACAAUCAAGAUCUAAAUACUACUCUUCUCAACCCAGAGCAAACUAUUUCUCUCAACAGCCUGUUCAUGUAAUGCCAUCAGAUGACUUAGCAACAGCAGUAUAACAAUUCAAAUUAAAAUGUUUAACCUUGUACAAUGUUACCCACAAGUUUGUUUGGCAAGUAAGGAAACAAGUUUAAAGUUGCAGGGAAUCAUGAAUAUAAUGUAACAGACACCUUGAAUUCCAUACAACCGCCUCUGAAGUCUCAUAAAGGUUAACACUAUAAUUUAAAAAUGGAAUCUUUAAACUUCAAGACUUACAUUCAUAGUUUUUAAUUUUUGUCACUAAAACUCAUACUUAUUGUGAUGAUCUUUUGAAAAAAAUCUUUACCUGAAUUUUCUGCGUUUUUCUUUUCCAUUGGGCUCCCACCUGCCGCUGUUCGUCCACCUCUUCAUAGGCAUCAUUUAACUAGAAAUAAUAAAU